CUCGCAAUGCUCCUACAAAUGGCGUUCCCCAUGCGCCCACUCCGGUUGAGCAGAAGUCUUGAAGGAUCGAUACUGUUUUUCCUUAUCAGAAGUUGUGUUGAAAUUAUAGUGCAACGAUAGUUGGGCAAGUACUCUUACUGUCCGUGUCAUCCACUUGUCAUGUCAUUUCUUUUGUCCCCCUUUGUUCCCUAUUCGCCUUUGCUACGAUUUUCGAGGAAUCAUCUGGCGCGGUGGUACAUAAUCUUAUUUUUCUUGUUGACAUGUACGAAGACGAAGAUCCAAUACCACACUGGACGAUGUUGUUGUGAGGAAAAUUUGGAGUUCCGGGUGGCAGAAGGACUCGCCAUGAUCACAUGUUUCGGGAGGGAGGGGACGACGAUAUCCAGGCGGACUAGCUUUUCCUCUCUACUUUUCGAUUGCAAAUUGUUAUCAAAUGAAUACUAGUAGUUUAAAGAAGUUGUAUGCAGCGUUGUUCUAUUUAUCUCAUACAACAGCCAGAUGUCGCCAACAAAGCAGCAAGAGA
This is a messenger RNA of Aaosphaeria arxii CBS 175.79, 523 nucleotides long. RefSeq lists its product as uncharacterized. The transcript has a single exon. NCBI's taxonomy places the organism in Eukaryota, Fungi, Ascomycota, Dothideomycetes, Pleosporales. Bases 160 to 444 code for a protein of 94 amino acids. The record is from RefSeq and is a predicted model, not a curated record.